AGAGAAAUCGCGACCACCGAUUGGAGUGGAGAUUCCCGGCGAGAGCCUAUAAAACUGGGAAAGACAACAGCAGGAACCAGCAAAGGCAGAGAACGUGAGAAAUUCCAGGAACUGCACAGUGUCCAUCUGUCCGUCCCCGUGUGACUGAAACUGAAUCAGAUUAAGGGUAAGGAGCCUUGGAGAAAGACCAACCUGCAUGUUCCUACAGGGCUGUGUGAGUGUGUCUGGGAGGAAAGAUGCUGGGCUGUGGAUGUGUGCUGCUCUCUGGUUUGCUAACACUGACCCUGUUCCACUGCAGUGCGGAAAGCCUUCAUGUUCCCCAAGAACGAUCAGAGUAUGUGGAACCAUCUGUCGUGGAGGGCCGUGGUGUCCAGCGAGGCCAAACUGAGCAGAAAACCUCAGGAGCCGUGAACGCUAAACUCCUCCUGCACGACCAACUAUUCCGACUAGAGAACGAUGUCAUUGAGCCCAAGAGGAAACGCAGCUUCCCCGGAUCCAACACGCCUCUUGACCGCCUGUCAAUCAGUACCAUGGAUCCCAAAAGCAACAAGCAGAGGAAGGCGGUUGAGCUGCCACGGCGACGAGUCAUCCCUCCGAUCGACCGGAUUGGCGUAGGCCGUCUUCCCAACAACCGAGGUUAGACUCCGCUUCAGACCACGCCCUGACACACAGAGGGUAAUUUCACAGGUAGAUGAUAUGCAUGAUAAGCACACCAGCCGACACAACUCACUAACCACUGAACGAUCUCAACGUACUCAACACACUUUUAACCAUCGCUGCUCCAGAGCUGCACUUUCUCACUGAUUACUGAUUUAGACCUUCAAUAUCCGAUCAAACUGUUUAUUUCCAGUUCAUAUAAAUUCAACAUCUAAACUGCGUAGCUUUCAUAAAAUGAGUUCUGUUUAUAAUGUCAGAAUCAUUAGCCAAUCAGAGAGGAAUCUGCUCAUGGCUUCCAUUGCACAUCUCAAUAUUUACUCCAGUGCCUCACGACCUCUCGCUUGCUGUAAUAUACAUAACUAUUGUCAUUUUCUCAUUUUGACUGGAGGCUAUUUAGCCUUGACAAUAA
Molecule: messenger RNA, 1066 nt
Organism: Labeo rohita (rohu)
Lineage: Eukaryota; Metazoa; Chordata; Actinopteri; Cypriniformes; Cyprinidae
Gene: ostn
Product: osteocrin
Exons: 5
Coding region: 237-641 (134 amino acids)
Biological process (GO): hormone-mediated signaling pathway
Molecular function (GO): signaling receptor binding
Source: RefSeq, a predicted model, not a curated record